Molecule: messenger RNA, 4982 nt
Organism: Owenia fusiformis
Lineage: Eukaryota; Metazoa; Annelida; Polychaeta; Sabellida; Oweniidae
Source: the annotation of a GenBank genome assembly
CGGAUGAUGUCAUAUUUUAUUCGUAUUUGCGGUUAAACUCCUAUGAAUUAAUACAGAUAAACAAGGGUGUUUCUCUUUCAUUAUUGGAUUUUUUGCUCUGAGUUGUCAUUAAGGAUACAUAGUGUACCUGUAUAGCGUAUCGGUCUAUUGAUGUAAAUUACAGAACACAAGACGUUAUAAAGUGCAUAUGAGGAUAUUGUGAUAUUGAAACAUUGGAUAAUUAACACUGUAUUAUAACAGUAUUCUACGGAGGAAAUUUGAUAGAACUACCUUCAUUUAGGAUUAUUACUACUGCUUUGAAUCUUGGAUUUUAAAAGCAAGAUGGGUUAGACAGUGAAGAAUUUCCCAAGAACUCAAUUUAACAUGGACGGCAAUGUUACUUAGUAAAUUAUUAUACAAAGGAAAGAAAAGAAGAAUGAAACGCUUUAUGCAGUUGGGGUUUAUACUAGUCGUCCUUCCAGUAUUAGUUCUGUCACAAGCAGGUUCAAGAUUAGACGUGUGUGAAGAAUACAGUGAAGAUGGUACCACUGUGACUUAUUUUGCCUGUCAGGCUGGCCCUCGAAAUGUGAUAAAGUCACAGAAAGCAAAUGGACGAGAUGCAUCAUACUUUAACAUGACUGUUGAGCCAGGGGAUAUGACAUGUGGCCUGUCAGGGGGAGAAACAAUAUGCUGGAUGGACUCUGACAAUCCCUCCAAAGAUCCAGAUAAAAAAGUGACGCCAAGUUGUCAUAUAUGUGAUGCCAGAGAUGAAUCACUAAGCCAUCCUCCGUCACUCAUGACUGAUAUUACUGGAGGGAGGGAAACCUAUUGGCAGAGUAGAGCAUGGUUCAGCCAAAACAGCAAAUAUAAUUAUCCCAAUAACCUCCAUGUGAACAUCACCCUUAGCUUCAAUAAACAGUACGAGUUUGCCGAUGAUAUGAAUAUUGUGUUUGCAACUGGCAGACCCCACUCUAUGGUGCUGUAUAAAUCAAUUGAUUACGGCGCCACCUGGAUCCCACUACAAUAUUAUAACCAGGAUUGUCAGGAACUCUAUGACGCAGGUAUCUCCCAACCCAGUGACAUCACCACUGAACAACCAGACAUCGUGACAUGCACAGAGGUUUAUAGUGGCUCUGUACCUCUCUCAGGAGGCACAGUGAAGUUCCCUGUUAGAACAGAGAGGCAAAGACUAUACCUCGGCCCUGCCUAUACUAACUAUGAGGUUUUGAAUACGGCUAUGCAUGAAACAAACCUCUCUCAGUUCCUCACUUUCACAGAUCUGCGUUUGAGUCUCCUUUAUCCAGCAACAGAUGGUUCAGAGUAUAACGAGGACUCUAACCAACUCAGAAAAUUUUCUUAUGGUAUCGCAGAUAUUGACCUGACUGCCACGUGCUUCUGUAAUCUUCAUGCUAUUCAAUGCAUGGAAGAUGAGGUGGGGCAGCAUAUAUGUUUGUGUAGUCACAACACAAUGGGCCGGGAAUGUGAGCAAUGUUUGCCACUGUAUAACAACAGAACAUGGAUGCCGGGACAUUAUGUGCCCUGGCCUUUAGGCACAGCUAAUGAAUGUGAAAAAUGUGAAUGCAACAACCAUUCUGCAAGCUGUGUCUAUAAUGCUACCAAGGGCUAUGGAGUUUGUGAGAAUUGCACACAUAGUACUGGAGGAGAUUUCUGUGAGCUGUGCAUGACUGGAUUCUACCAUAAUCUCAGUCUUCCAGACAGUCAUCCAGAUACAUGCAUUAAUUGUGAUUGUCAACCACUGGGAGUAUUAGACAACAACAUAGACUGUACUCAAGAAGGUGUUUGCACAUGUAAGCCUUUAGUAGAGGGGCGCAUAUGUGACACUUGCAUUAACGAGUACUAUGGCUUGCUCUUGCAGGAACAUCCUGGUGAAUGCCAAGCAUGCACAUGUAACCUAGAUGGUACAGAAGUGUCCAGUAAUAUUUGUGAGAAGCAGACGGGUCAGUGUCCAUGUAAGACCAGUACUACAAACAGGACGUGUAAUGUUUGCAAAGAUGGCUACUAUGACUUCCCCGCUGGAAGGAGGAAUGAGGAAUGCAAGGAGUGUCUAUGUGACUGGGGAGCUUCCUACAACCAGUCAUGUGACAAAGAAACAGGGAAUUGCCCUUGCAAACCUUUCACUCAGUCAAACAGGUGUGAUGUCAUACAAGAUGGCUACUACUAUGAGUAUAUCGACACAAAUGUAUAUAUGCCGACAACGGGGACAUGUACAUUGAGUGCAAUGCUUCAAAGUGAUGGGAAUCCAUUUACAGGGCGAUCAUUUAUGAUUUGCUCACAAGAUGGCACCACCAUCUUUGAGUAUGUAAAUGGCGACAUUGCACAGAUGCAAAUGGAAUGGUCCUAUUACCCAGUUAUCAGAUUUACUCUGGGCAACUCAAACACAAGUUCUGUGACGUGGACAGGUGGUCGUUUAAUUGCGAAGGUGUUGGGAAACAGUGAUCCUGAUGUCUCAGCAAUCAACCCGAAUCUCAGCCCCAUCUGCCAACGGGCCCAGGGAGAGGUGAAAAGCUGGGAUGUUAAUCUCACUGAUGCCAUAAAUGACCUACCAACAGGACCUGCUGCACGAAGAAUACUUAAAGCAGGCUAUCCCAUAGAGCCAACGACUACUACUCUCUCAGACUCUUCAAGGCGUGUCUUCAUUCUCGAGGAUGCUGUUAUUUUAUAUUCUGGGAUGGCUGUGUCAUUCACAAUGUAUGCAGUCAAUACUAACCCUAUCAGGUUGAUGAUAUGGCGGCCAGUGGUAUACAGGGAGACAUAUCAGCUUGUAGGAGAAGUCUGGUACACACCAACCAGAGUUGGAGAGCAAGAGAUAAACUUAGAUGCAAACUCCACUAUAACAGUAGCCAAGGGAGAUCUUGUAGGUUUCCUUAAGAUGACUACAGUGUCACCACUAGGGUAUGUCUUCAAAAAUGUUGACCAUCAAAUGAACUACAUCACCCUUAGGGAUGAAUCAGAUUUUCCACAAGUUGGAGACAUAAGGUCAACUACCAUUCAGGGAUUCCCAUACAGAUUUGCCCUGAGAGUCAACUACUUGACAGGUUUUGGUGAGGCGUGGUUCAGCAAUGACAGUGUAGCAUUAGAUGCUAGGUGUAAAUACAGCUUUACACUCAGUGUGGGGACAUCCAGUGACUCUACCAGCUCCAUAUUAAUUGAUGCCAUCCUUCUCCUACCUGACAUUGCCCCAUUUACCAUCUACCAGCAAAACCCUAACCAACAGAGUGCAAUGUUUGAUUGCUUGACAGCCAUUUCCCCAUUAAACAAUAGACCUGAGACAAUAGCAAAAGAGGAGUGCCGUGCACUCAUGUACUCAGUCUCAACUGAACUACACAAUGGAGGCAUAGCAUGUAAUUGUGACCCUGUAGGAAGCAUUGCCAAUGCUACAUGUGAGAAUUAUGGGGGUCAAUGUAAGUGUAAACCAGGUGUAUUUGGACGUGCUUGUGACCAAUGUUUGCCCGGAUACUACAACUUUACAGAAGCGGGAUGUGAAUUUUGUCCAACACUGGUUUGUGAAGGAGACCCGUUGUUUGAUAGUUACUAUGGUAUCCAUGACGAUAACAUUUCGCUGAUUCCCAUCAUUUUGAUUGGUGUAUUUGGACUAUUGUUGGUCAUAACAGUUGGCCUGAUUAUAAUAUUAGUCUGUAAAAGACGUGCUAUGCAAACUAAAAAGGGACUAAAUACAGGAAAAGAUAACAUCAGUUAUGUUGACAUUGAUAUUAAAGAUCCUAAAGGGAUUCAUGCAUAUAAUGUCUUCACAAAUGAUAACCAUGAUGAUCAAAUCAAUGUCAAACCAGUCAUUGAAGAUGGUCAGACACCAUCUAAUACAAAAAAUUCAUUCAUAAAUGAAGCUUUCGAAGAUCAACCUUUGAACCUCGAGCUCCAGAAAGCUGAACCAGAGCAGCCUAAGUCAAGUGCAGAAAUAAAUAAUGCUCUUUUGAAAAUCCUCAAUGACAUUGAUGAUAUCGAUCCUGACAAGGUUAACGCUGAUAAUGAUAUCACUGAGGAGGCUAUAAGUGAUUCAGAUGAAGCUAAUCUCAUCGAGGCUGAGGUGCCCAAUGUUAAUGUUAAACCGACUGAUGAUGUUAAUCCUGAUGUGUUUGUUAUAUCAGGGAGUAAAGAUCCCCUCAGUAAUGUCUUGGAUGAAAUUGACCAUCAAUCAUUUAACUACGCUGAUUUUGGAAGCUUUGAUGAGGUCAAUGGUUCCUUGGUAUAAGCAAGUGAAUUUUUGGAAACAAUUAUAUAUGAUAACAAAGAUUUUAUUGAAAUUACGAUUAAUGGUUUCUUGGUGUUUUGUGUGUAAGAAUAAUUCAAGAAAACAAUUUUAUUUAGAACAUAACUUAACAUUUACUUAAUAGUAUGUGGAUUUUGGUAAUUACAGUUAUUAUUACUUAAACAUUAUGUGAUAAUUUAAGGAAACAUUUUACUAUAAUUUUACAAAUCACUCCUCCCAGUUUGCAAGCUGAAUAAUUAGUGAAUUCUGCAAAACUUUUAAGAAAAUAUGUAAAUUAUGUGAAAAUUGAUCAAAAUUAGAUAUUCUGCCAAUCCUCUGGCCCAAGCAAUUAUCAAUCCACACUCUGCAGAAAUGGAAAACUUGGAGGAGUGUAAAAUGUUAGUAUAAUAUUAGUCGCUAUAUAUACUCUGUAAUAUUAAAGGUAAUACUCGUAUUUAAAGGAAUAAGGCUCAAUUGUUAUUUUUGAAUAUUUUAUAUAUAUUUUAAAGGUGAAAGAAAGGUCAGUGGUCUAUAUUUAUUGUAUAUUUUUAUUAUAUAUAUAUCCAUUUUACUGCUUAUAAAGCAAUUUUGUGUACAUUUUUAUGAUUCUUAGUAUGUUAUAUCAUGGGAAAUAUUAAUUGUUUGAAAAACUCAAUUGGUUUUAAAAAAUCUCCAAUUGUAUUCGUUAAAUUUUUAAAAUUUUAUGUCUGUCUCGGGGUAGAGGUUAUGUUUCCAUGUAAAGUUAGUGAAAUAAACUAUUUCAAAACAUGCAAACGAA